Molecule: messenger RNA, 2708 nt
Organism: Diuraphis noxia (Russian wheat aphid)
Lineage: Eukaryota; Metazoa; Arthropoda; Insecta; Hemiptera; Aphididae
Product: zinc finger MYM-type protein 1-like
Molecular function (GO): protein dimerization activity
Source: RefSeq, a predicted model, not a curated record
UAAUAUUAAUUUAUACAUACAGACGUACAGUUAGUCCAAAAACAUGGCUCCAAAAUUAUCAGGUUCAGCUUUCAAAAAAUUAAGAGAAAAAAAAAAUAAAAUCAGGAAUCACUUGCAAAAACAUUAAAUUCCUGGCUAUCUACAUCUAAAAUUAAUCAACCAUUAAACUCGGAUAAUCAUUUCUUUAUCUAUCUCGUCUAAACCAGUUGAGCUAGAAACAAAUCAAGUAGAAAAAAAAUUAGACUCGGAAAUAGAAGUUCAAAACAAAAUGUCUCCAAUUAAAAUUCUAAAUUCCCCAAUUAUAAACCAACCGAUGAUAAUAAUGACAUUUAAUCAAUAUCUAAACCAAUAUUAGAAUCUGAAUCUACUCCUCUUAAUUCGCUUCUAGAAUCUUCAUAUGAAAUUAAACUGUCGGAAAAUUUUAAUUUCGAAGAUCCAGUUACUUGGCCAUUAAUUAGUGAUAAAUUCCGUAUAUUCAUAGUAAAACACGGUCCUAAGUUGGCAAAUUACAAUAACUACAAUUUUCCAAUUGAUGAUACUGGUAGACAUGUUCACGAAAAAUUGCUUUUCAGGACUGUACCAAAUGAAGAAAAAGUAAGAUGCCCUUGGUUACUUUAUAGUAAACAAAAAAAUGUAUUGUUUUGUUUUUCGUGUGUUCUGUUUUCUACCGAAGAAAAUCAAUAUUUUUCGAGCAUUUCUUUGGGGUUCAACAAUUGGAAAAAAUUAAACCMGAAAAUUUCAGAUCACGAGAAAAGUACUUCGCAUAGAGAAUGUGUAUUUAAAUGGAAGGAAUUUGAAAAAAGACUUCGUGGUAGUAAGACUAUUGAUUGCACUAUACAGAACGCAAUAAAAUGUGAAAAAAAAAGUGGAAAGAUAUUUUAAAAAUUUUAUUUGACGUUAUUUUAUUUUGUGCAAAAAAUAAUCUUGCUCUUAGAGGUACUGGUGAACGAAUUGGGAAACCUAAUUGUGGUAUAUUUUUGAGCACACUUGAAUUGUUAAGUCAUUAUAAUCCAAUUUUAGCAAAGAAUAUUGAAAAGGUUAACGCUAAGAAUAAUGUUCUUUAAUAAGAAUAAUGCUAUUUUUCUCCACAAAUCCAAAACGAAAUAAUUUCAAUUCUUGGAAAAUCAACUCGUUAAAUCGUAUAAAAGAAUCAAAAUAUUAUUCAAUUAUGUUUGAUUGUACACCCGAUGUGUCUCACAAAGAGCAAAUGUCUCAGGUUUUAAGAUAUGUAUAUAUUUCUAACGGCACUGUUUCAAUUGAAGAAACGUUUAUAGACUUUAUCGAAAGUCACGAAAAAACUGGCGAAGGAUUAGCUUUAGAAAUAACAAAAAAAUUUAAAAAAGAUGAUUUAAAACUAAACAAUUGUAGAGGACAGAGUUACCAUAAUGCUGCUAACAUGUCUGGAAAGUAUGAGGGUGUAAAAACACGUAUUUCGGAAAUAAACAAUUUAGCUAUAUUGUAUGUACCAUGCAAUGCGUAUAGUUUAAAUUUAGUUGGCAAUGACGCCGCUAAAGUACGUAUACGUAUGAAACGUUUUUUGAUAAAGUUCAACAAAUUUUUAACUUUUUUUCGUCUUCAACAAGUAGAUGAACAACUUUAAUGAAAAGUAUUAAUAUUUCAUUAAAAUGUACUAGUUCCACGCGAUGGUCCGCAAAACAAGAUUCUGUAUCAGCACUUAAACGUAAUUUAAAAAAUGUAUAUAAUGUUCUUAAGGAAAUUUCAGAAAACUCAAAGUUACCUAAAGAGGUAAUUCUUGGAGCAACAAAUCUUUUGAAACGUCUUGAUUUUAAUUUUUUUUGCUUACUGGAUUUAUGGAAUGAAUUAUUGACAACAAUUAAUCGCGUUAAUUUAGCUUUACAGAAGAAAAGUUUAACGAUCGAUAGUGCAACUAAAAUGGUUAAAGGUUUAAUUUUAUUAAUACAAACAAUGCGAAAUGAAGGAAUUGAUAAGACAAUUGAAUUUGGUAAAAUUAUUGCUAAUGAUCUCGGUGUUAAAGCAAAUUUUUUUGAUAAACGAAAGAGGAAAGUGGAAAAAUUAGAUUUUGAGUUAAUUGAAGAUGAUUUGCAAGUUUUAUCUCAACAGAAUGAAUUUAAAAAAGAUAUUUUUGAAGUGUUCGAUCGAAUUCUUACAGAAUUAUACAAUCGAUUUGAAAAUAUGUCUGAAAUUAAUGAAAAUUUUGGAUUUUUGUAUGGUAGUACCCUAAUGGACCACUCUAUGGACUAUAUACAAAAAUGUGCAGCUGACUUAUCUUUAAAAUAUGAAACCAAUUUAAAUUCUUCCAAUUUUAUCUCUKAAAUAAAAUAUUUUAAAUGUCAAGCAUUUUCUAUUUUACCUAACUUAAGAGCCGCAACACCAUUAGCCUUACUUCAAUUAAUUACAACAUAUUCUUUACGUUCUGAAUAUCCAAAUGUGGAAACAGCUUUACGCAUAUUCUUGACUUUACCAAUAACUGCGGCGACGUGUGAAAGGUCAUUCAGUAAGUUAAAGCUCAUAAAAAAUUAUUUAAGGUCUACAAUGGGACAAGAACGAAUAUCCGAUAUGGCUAUUUUAUCCAUUGAACAUACAUUGGUAAAUGCUUUGGAUAUAGACGAACUCAUUGAAGACUUUGCUGGGAAAAAGUUAGAAAAAUUGCAAUUUAAAUGUUAGCUAUAAGUAAAAGCAAUAUUAUAUGCAUUAUUAUAUAUUUACUUACAUAACUUAAUAAGUGU